Molecule: messenger RNA, 1008 nt
Organism: Physeter macrocephalus (sperm whale)
Lineage: Eukaryota; Metazoa; Chordata; Mammalia; Artiodactyla; Physeteridae
Product: carbonic anhydrase 15-like
Biological process (GO): one-carbon metabolic process
Cellular component (GO): plasma membrane
Molecular function (GO): carbonate dehydratase activity; zinc ion binding
Source: RefSeq, a predicted model, not a curated record
AUGCGGUCCCCGGGCUUGGCAUUCGCCUUCCUCGCCGUGCCGCUGGUGGUGCGCGCUGACUCGGAAGGUGCCUGGUGCUACGACUCCCAGAACCCAAAGUGUGGCCCCACCCACUGGAAGGAGAUGGCCCCAGCCUGUGGGGGCCCAGGCCAGUCCCCCAUCAACAUCAACCUUCACCGGGUCCAGCAGGACCCCACCCUUGGACCCUUCAUCUUCCAAGGCUACGACUCAGCACCUCCAGGCCUGUGGACCCUGGAGAAUGAUGGUCAUACAGUGCUCCGCACGGACACUUGCCCGCAGAUCCUGCUGGAGAUGCAGGGCGCCAGGCUGCCACCACCAGCCUACCGUGCCCUGCAGCUGCCCUACCACUGGCGGGGGCCCCGGAUGCACGUGGUCCAGAUGAACACCCGGUACCAGAGCAUAGGGGAAGCCCGAGUUCACCCUGAUGGUCUGGCAGUGCUGGCCGUGCUCUUGACAGAUCAGGACUCUGACAACGCCAACUUUUCGGCCGUGUCGGGCCUGAAGAACGUGUCUGCACGCGGGGCCUCCGUGAACCUGGCGUCCACCUUCCCGCUGGCCUCGCUGCUGCUGGGCGCCUCUGGCCUCUCGCGCUUCUACCGCUACGCGGGGUCGCUGACCUGCGGGCCCGUGGUGCUCUGGACGGUCUUCGAGGACACGGUCCCCAUCGGGCGCGCGCAGGUGGCCCAGUUCCGGAUCGUCGUGGCUCAGGCCGGGCCCCCCAGCUCCCGCCCCGCGCCGCUCACGGAGAACUUCCGGCCGCAGCAGCCUCUCGGCGUACGCAGGGUUGUAGCUUCCCCCAAGCGCCCCGCCCUCCCCUGCGCGGAGCCAGCCGGACUCCCCAGCUCCUUCCGAUACCAGAGCGCUAGCCGGCGGCGUCGGAGGACCCUUCUCGCUCCAAGCCACGCUCCACGAGCCACCUGGCCGGUCCCAGGUAGCAAAGCCCCGCGGCCGGUGACGGUGGCGCGCCAGGCCCUCGCCCCGGGCUAG